This is a messenger RNA of Emiliania huxleyi CCMP1516, 945 nucleotides long. RefSeq names its product chaperonin 10. The transcript is spliced from 5 exons. The record is from RefSeq and is a predicted model, not a curated record. Gene Ontology annotation, molecular function: ATP binding; protein-folding chaperone binding; metal ion binding. The coding region runs from base 20 to 736 and encodes 238 amino acids. Lineage: Eukaryota; Haptophyta; Isochrysidales; Noelaerhabdaceae.
CCAGAUCCGCGAGAACACUAUGGCCGGCGUCGCGUUGGCCUGCGUGCUCGGCCCGGUGGCCUACUCGCUGGGCUCGCCCACGGCCGCGUCUGCGCGGCGCGGCGCGCCAGCGAUGCAGUACUCGCUCAACAACUACCCUCUUCCGGGCCCGCUCUUGCCCGUCUACAACCAGGCGCUCGUCAAGCUCUCACGCUCGGACGAGACCACCACGGGCGGCCUAUUCCUGGCCGCGGAGGAGAAGGAGAAGCCUCGCGAGGGCGUCGUGGUGGAGGCUGGCCCUGGCCGCGUCCAUCCUGAUACUGGCGCGACGCUCCCCACCGCGGUGAAGAGCGGCGACUUGGUGCUAUUGGGCGAGUUUGCCGGCGAGAAGGUGGACUACAAUGGCGCGUCGCACCAGUUCGUGUCCGACGACGGGAUCCUUGGGACGUUUAAGGGCGGCGUCGUGCAGGCCGACACCUUUUGCCCGCUGCGCGACCGGCUGCUUGUCAGGCUAGCCGAGGCGCAGAGCGAGACUUCCUCUGGCAUUGCGCUCGCGACCGGGGACGACGAGGCGGCGACGCAGGGCGAGGUGGUUGCGGCCGGGCCCGGGCGGAUGACCUCCGCCGGCGAGGUGGUCCCGGUGGGCAUUUCCGCAGGCGAGCACGUGUUGUUUGGCAAGUACGCGGGCGCCGACGUCUCGCUGCCCGGGGGCAAGUUCAAGGUGGUCCACGCUUCGGACUGCCUCGCUAAGUGGUAGUUUCCCUUGCUGAAUGCGGGGCCGUAGAUUAGCGAGAGGCUCGGGUGCGCACAAUCCCAGCUGAGGCGCGUGGGGGGGCACGGGGGCGGGGCGGGGGAGCCUCUCGCUCUCCCUCACCCUCUGAAGCUCUGUGAAUCAGCAGUCUGAGUCUCUCGAAAAAGCCCGGGACAGAGAAAACGACAUUUCCGGUCUAGCCAUGUACACAUGAG